AUGGCUGGCGUAGCCAGUGGGAUAGUGACCUGCCCAUUGGACGUCAUCAAGACAAAGCUGCAGGCUCAAGGCUCCUUCUCGAGCUCAGCAUCACAGCAGAAGGGACCGCCAGCAAGUGCGAUAUACCGAGGAUUGCUGGGCACGGGCCGAACGAUCAUACGGCAGGACGGACUCAAGGGCAUGUAUCGGGGUCUGGGCCCGAUGCUACUGGGCUAUCUACCAACAUGGGCGGUGUACAUGGCGGUAUAUGACAGCAGCCGAGAGUGGUUCAUUGCACAUCACUACGGUGCAAGAGAAGGUGACAAAUGGCUCCCGAGAAUAUACGCCUCGCUGGUCGCUGGCGGCUGCAGCACCAUUGUUACCAACCCAAUAUGGGUCAUCAAGACUCGACUGAUGUCGCAGGUCUCCCGAACCGCCAGCGAUGGGCAUCGAACGCCCUGGCACUACAACAACACCCUCGAUGCGGCUCGGAAGAUGUAUCGCUCGGAAGGCAUCGGCGCAUUCUACUCCGGCCUUGCACCCGCUCUUCUUGGACUCACGCAUGUCGCCAUCCAAUUUCCACUGUACGAGUAUUUCAAGCAGAAGUUCACUGGCCUCGAGAUGGGAGCCGUACCUUCCCAGGACCACCAAUCUUGGACCAAUGUCGCCGGUAUCCUUUCGGCUACGCUCCUCUCCAAAGUCUGCGCGACAAGCGCCACCUACCCUCACGAAGUACUUCGCACCCGACUUCAGACGCAACAGCGACAUCUUCAGCCCGAGUCUACUAAUGGUGUCUCUGGAUCACACCACAGCCAGAACAUGAGCAAAGGCCGCGCGCUAGGUACCACGGACGGCAUGCGCUACCAACCGCGCUACAGAGGCGUGGUUAGGACUUGUCGCAUCAUCCUGCAGGAAGAGGGCUGGCGUGCCUUCUACAAUGGCAUGGGCACGAACAUGAUCCGUGCGGUACCGGCGGCCAUGACGACAAUGCUCACAUUCGAGAGCAUCAAGGCCACGAUCGGGAGGCUGCAGGAGGAGGGCAGGCAGAUGGAGAGGGAGGAAGACGGGGGUUCUUUGAGAUCGGACAGGAAGUGGAGUUAA
Saxophila tyrrhenica is the source of this 1080-nucleotide messenger RNA. RefSeq lists its product as uncharacterized. The transcript has a single exon. Gene Ontology annotation, cellular component: mitochondrion. The record is from RefSeq and is a predicted model, not a curated record. Bases 1 to 1080 code for a protein of 359 amino acids. NCBI's taxonomy places the organism in Eukaryota, Fungi, Ascomycota, Dothideomycetes, Mycosphaerellales, Extremaceae. Gene Ontology annotation, molecular function: pyrimidine nucleotide transmembrane transporter activity. Gene Ontology annotation, biological process: pyrimidine nucleotide import into mitochondrion.